AUGAUGAAAACAGCUGACAUUAGUCAAGCAAAUAAAGAAGUAAUGUAUGCAUUUCGUUUUGACAAUUCUAAUAAAUAUGUUUAUCUGAAUCAACAACAACUCGAUCAUUUACCUUAUUUAUCUACUGUUGUUAAUUCUACAAAUAAGUUUUUAUCUGCACAAAAUGAAAAUGGUGAAUAUCUAUUGAAUUCUUCAAUUGAUUAUAAGUGGUUUAUGAUUAUUCUUGAUUCUAUUAGUUCAAAAACAGCAUAUGAUCUAUUUAAUAAACUUGAAGAACAUGAAAAUGUAUUAGAUAUACUCGAAUUGUUUGAUUAUCUCGGUGUUAGCUUAUUCUCUAUUCCUCUUUUUAAAGACGAAUAUUUAAUGCUAUCAACACCUAUUAAUAAUGAUAAUAAAGACAGACUUAUUCAAUAUGAUCGUGUAAAUCUGUCAGAAAUGCGAAACAAAGCUGCCGAGUUCAUUAUUGCUCUUAACAAGAAUGAAUACAAUUUAGAUGAUAUUCGAACAGUGAACAAUAUUUUCUCUCUUGUACUGCUUAUUCUUUCUACUCCAACAGCUUUCAGUUCGCGAUUUUGUCAUCACACAUUAAAAGUAGUGAGUAAAUGUUGUUUUUCUUUAUUCUUAAAAGAACAACAACUUCAAUUGCCCACUAUUCAAUAAGUA
Molecule: messenger RNA, 663 nt
Organism: Rotaria sp. Silwood2
Lineage: Eukaryota; Metazoa; Rotifera; Eurotatoria; Philodinida; Philodinidae
Source: the annotation of a GenBank genome assembly